CCUGCCUGGGCAAGUCCUACCUUCUCUGCUUCCUGCUGUAAGACUGUCAUCUUGUAGUAGCACAGAGUUAGCUCUAGGAUUCAACCAUGCCACUCGAUAGAUUUCCUGGCUGGCUGUUUGCUGUGACCUGUGGGCUCCUGCUUCUCCUCCUCCACGUGCAUGGCAAGGACUCAGGCAGCCCCAUCAGGAACACACACACAGGGCAGGUGAGAGGAAGCCUUGUCCAUGUGAAAGAUGGUGAACUUGGUGUCCACACCUUCCUGGGGAUUCCCUUUGCCAAGCCACCUGUGGGACCACUGCGCUUUGCUCCCCCUGAAGCCCCUGAACCAUGGAGUGGUGUGAGAGAUGCAACCUCUGAGCCAGCCAUGUGUCCACAGACUGAUGCAAUGAGUUUGAUGUUUGCGAAGGAGAUAAAUCUGAUCAUGCCUCCUAUGUCUAUGUCUGAGGACUGCCUGUAUCUCAACAUCUACACACCAACGCAUGCCCGUGAAGGAUCUAACCUGCCUGUGAUGGUAUGGAUUCAUGGUGGUGCACUUGUUUGGGGAAUGGCUUCCAUGAACGAUGGAUCCAUACUGGCUGCUACUGAGGAUAUAGUAAUUGUUGCUAUCCAAUAUCGCUUGGGUGUCCUUGGCUUCUUCAGCACUGGAGACAAACACGCUACGGGCAACUGGGGCUACCUGGACCAAGUGGCUGCCCUACGCUGGGUCCAACAGAAUAUUGUCUACUUUGGAGGCAACCCUGGCCAGGUCACCAUUUUCGGUGCUUCAGCAGGAGGCACAAGUGUGUCUUCACUUGUUGUGUCCCCCAUGUCGAAAGGACUCAUCCACAGAGCCAUCAUGCAGAGUGGAGUGGCCCUGCUGCCUGACCUGAUCUCUGACACACCCGAGGUGGUCCACACGGUGAGUGUCCUCAUCAAUUCCAGUCCUUACUUUGCUACCUCAGUCCUUGCCUCUACAACUGUCUUCACUGAGGAGGAGGAGCUGCUGAGCAGGAGAAUGAUGAAGUACUGGACCAACUUUGCAAGACAUGGGAACCCAAACAGCGAGGGGCAAACUGACUGUCCAGUGAUGAACAAUAAUGAGAAGUACCUGCAGCUGGACAUCCAGCCUGCUGUGGGCCAAGCCCUGAAGGCCAGAAGGCUGCAGUUCUGGACUCAGACUCUGCCCCAGAAGAUCCAGGAGCUAAAGGGGUCUCAGGAUAAUUACAAAGAGUAG
Molecule: messenger RNA, 1214 nt
Organism: Microtus ochrogaster (prairie vole)
Lineage: Eukaryota; Metazoa; Chordata; Mammalia; Rodentia; Cricetidae
Product: pyrethroid hydrolase Ces2a-like
Exons: 7
Coding region: 87-1214 (375 amino acids)
Source: RefSeq, a predicted model, not a curated record